This is a messenger RNA of Botrytis fragariae, 1089 nucleotides long. RefSeq names its product putative aquaporin 3 protein. Lineage: Eukaryota; Fungi; Ascomycota; Leotiomycetes; Helotiales; Sclerotiniaceae. Gene Ontology annotation, biological process: glycerol transmembrane transport; water transport. The record is from RefSeq and is a predicted model, not a curated record. Gene Ontology annotation, cellular component: plasma membrane. Gene Ontology annotation, molecular function: water channel activity; glycerol channel activity. The coding region runs from base 1 to 1089 and encodes 362 amino acids. The transcript is spliced from 6 exons.
AUGUCCGAUAAUGAACCAAGUCGUCUUCGUACCGGGGAGUUGGAAAUUGGCUACACAGAAGCAGUAGAGCGUCAUGCAAAGAGACACGUCGUGGCACCCAAGCCUGUAUCGCAACGCAAACUAGACUUCGAAAACGCAAGGCCGAGGUGGAUGAGAGAAAUGGCUGCGGAGGCUAUGGGAGUGUUCUUUUUCGUUUAUCCGGGAAUUGCAUCAUGUGCAUCAUUCUUUCUGAAUCCUGGAGACCCAGGGCUAGGAUCAGUCUUUCAAAUUGGUUGGGCCUUUGCCAUUGGUAUUGCUUUCGCUAUCAUAACUUGUGGAAGUACUUCUGGAGGACAUUUCAAUGCAGCAGUAACGAUAUCUUGUGCCGUUUGGCUAGGUGCACGUCUUCGUCUUGCUAAUCCGUCUCAGUUCCCUUGGAAAAAGGUUCCUCAAUAUAUCUUCGCUCAAGUCUUCGGUUCUUUCAUGGCAGCCAUGCUUUUAGUUGGACAAUACUAUCCACAGCUGAUGGAACUUGCUGCGGAGUAUCGUGCUAAAGGCUUGAGUCUCAAUUCACCAGGCGGGCCAGGAAGCAUUCUUUGCUCUUUUCCUGGAGCAUCACAAUCAUAUGGAUAUUUGUUCUUCAUUGAAUUUUUCGCCGACGUCUUCGUGGGAAUUGUGAUUUGGGCUUGCCUUGACCCUAUGAAUCCAUUUGUGUCUGCAUCUGCGGUACCUUGGGUUAUUGGACUAGGUUAUGCAACAAUGAUCUGGGGUUUUGCGGAUGUAACGAUAGAGCUUAAUUCAUCUCGUGACUUGGGCGCUCGCAUCGUUGCAGCCAUAUUUUUUGGAGGCGAUGCUUUCUCGCUCUAUUCAUUGAUACCCAUUCUCACGAGUAUACCUGCCAUGCUUUUUGGAACAGCAUUGUAUGAGAUGAUUCAACGCGAUAGCUUUGGAGUUAUAGCCAAGGGUCAUAAUGUACACGAGAAAGGAGAAGAGGGUAUCAUGCAACACUUAUCCAAGAACGGUGCUCUUGGUGGAAGUGCCAGUACCUCGGGCAUGAGUAUAGACAGUGAAGUAUGGGAUAAUGGGAGAAAGAAUGAUUCUGCUGUAUGA